Messenger RNA from Acanthopagrus latus (yellowfin seabream), 5751 nucleotides. RefSeq names its product RNA-binding protein 15-like. The coding region runs from base 205 to 2733 and encodes 842 amino acids. Gene Ontology annotation, cellular component: nucleus. The transcript has a single exon. Gene Ontology annotation, molecular function: mRNA binding. Gene Ontology annotation, biological process: regulation of alternative mRNA splicing, via spliceosome. The record is from RefSeq and is a predicted model, not a curated record. NCBI's taxonomy places the organism in Eukaryota, Metazoa, Chordata, Actinopteri, Spariformes, Sparidae.
CAAUCGCCGUCUUCUACAGGGCGAAGGCGGAACUUCCGGUACAGUAGACCAAGUAGUAGUCCAACAUGGCGGUUGUGUCGCUCGCUUGAGAGUGUGGUGAAAACCGCGGUUAAGUUGAGGUAGUUAGUGGUAUAUAUCAGUAGCAGAUACACAGUGUACUAUCGCAGAUUAGCGUGUGUCGACUGCAGAUAUCGACUGUUGGAAAUGAAGGGGAAAGAGCGAUCUCCGGUGAAGAAACGCUCCCGGGCGCCGGAUGAUAGCAGAGACCGAGGAGGAAGCCACUCGAGCGGCAAGAAGACCGGAGCGCUGUCGACGGCUGGAAGCAGCAACGGCAACGGGUCCACCCAGAGGAGAAGUUUACACAGCGAUAAAAGAGACAUGAGGGACUCAGACGGACACAAUUCAUCCAGUCGAGCCGGCAGCGGCUACGACUACGGAGUUAUCCCGGCGAGCAAGCCGUAUGGUGGCGCUGACGUCGCCGCGGAAACAUCCAGGUCCGGUUCACGCAGCGACCCUCGGCCUCCGUCAAACCUGGAGAGUGAAUACAAGACUCUCAAAAUAAGUGAACUGGGCUCCCAGCUGAACGACGAGGAGAUAGAGGACGGACUGUUUCACGAAUUUAGGAAGUUUGGGGACGUGAGUGUUAAAAUUAGUCGAGAGAACGACGCCAGGGUGGCGUUUGUGAACUUCAGGAGGCCCGAUGACGCCCGGGCGGCCAAACACGCCCGCGGGAAGCUCGUACUGUACGACCGGCCUCUGAAAAUCGAGACCGUGUACGUGAACAGACGACGGAGCCGCUCCCCUGUUGCAAAAGACAAUUUCCCCUCAGGACAGAGACAUCUGCACUCCCAGAGAUCCCUCUCUCCCACUGGUUUGGGGUACAGAGACUAUCGGUUACAGCAGCUGGCUCUGGGCCGUCUCCCCCCUCCUCCCCCUCCUCCUCCACCACCUCACUUACGAGACCUUGAAAGAGACAGAGAGUUUUCAUUGUAUGAUGCCAGGAGUAGACCCCCGUUCAUCCCUGAAUGUGCUGUUUACCGUGACGAGGACCUGAUGAGCCCUGAGGACGACCAGAGGGCCAACAGGACGUUGUUUUUGGGCAAUCUGGACGUCAGCGUGACAGAGAGCGACCUGAGGAGGGCCUUUGACAGGUUCGGGGUGAUAACAGAGGUGGACAUAAAGCGGGCAGUGAGAGGCCAGAGCAACACCUACGGAUUCAUCAAGUUUGAAAAUCUCGACAUGGCUCACCGCGCCAAAGUGGCGAUGGCGGGGAAAGUGGUGGGCCACAACCCGAUCAAGAUUGGUUAUGGCAAACCUACGCCCUCUACUAGGUUGUGGGUAGGGGGCCUCGGACCCUGGGUUCCUCUCGCUGCACUUGCCAAGGAGUUUGACCGCUUUGGCACCAUCAGGACUAUAGACUACAGGAAAGGUGAGGCGUGGGCUUACAUCCAGUAUGAGAGUUUGGACGCCGCUCAGGCUGCUUGCACUAACAUGAGAGGGUUCCCUCUCGGCGGACCUGACAGGAGACUCAGAGUGGACUUUGCAGAGGCAGAUCACCGCUACCAGCAGCAGCAGUACAUGCAGCUCCCUCUCCCUCUGCCACACUAUGACUUAGUCCCUGAGCCCUUUGCCCACCGUCUGACAGACUCAGUGAGAGUGAGAGAGCGGUCCCCUCCGCUUCCCACUCGCUUCAGAGACAGAGACCUGUACUCCAGCGCCGAGUGGUCCGGCCUGGGUGUUCAUGACAGGAUGCGGGGGGCGGGCUUCGACCCCAUUGAGCGUCUUGAGAGGCGUUCCCGUGAGACUUGGUCAGUAGAGCGGGACUUCCAGAGCCGAGAUCUGGGUCGCAAAAGGAGAUUAGAUGAGCGGCUGGAUCACUCACCUGACAUCAGUGACUAUGUUGUGCGCCGACAUGGCAACUCAUUAGAGCGCAGCCCUGGAGGGAGCAGCAGAGAUGGGGGACGCUACAGUGACUCUGAACGUCUCCCUCGCUCUGGCAGAACGUCCCCCAUCAGAGAGCGACAGGAUCCUGGCUUUGCAGACAAGAGAAGAAGAACACUUAGCCCAGCUGAGCCCAACUCCAGCUCUGAGAAGGACCACAAACGCAAAGCCAGUGACUUAUCUAAGAGCCCAGCCAAAAAGGAAGAUCGCUUGGGACACCCUUCCGCCUCAUCUUCCUCCAAGUCUGGCCAGCAGUCUAAGUCUACACCUGGAGGGCAGAAGUUGAGUCAGGUCUGGCAGGGCGUCCUCCUGCUGAAGAACAGCAGCUUCCCCACAUCACUGCACCUGCUGGAGGGGGACUUAGCGGUGGCCUCCACCCUGCUGGUGCAGGGCCCCACAGGGGGUCAGGUGAACCAGCUAAAGAUCAGCCAGCGCCUGCGUCUGGACCAGCCCAAGCUGGAUGAGGUCUCCCGGCGGAUCAAGGCCGCAGGCUCCAGCGGAUACGCCAUCCUCCUCGCGAUGCCCGGGAAGGCUGAUGACGGCGGGAUCCAGGAUCCAAACAACUCGACAGAGAGGCCACUGAAGAACCUGGUGUCCUACCUUAAGCAGAAGGAGGCGGCCGGCAUCAUCAGCCUCCCUGUGGGGGGCAGCCGUGACAAGGACCACGGAGGAGUCCUUCACGCUUUCCCCCCGUGUGAGUUCUCGCAGCAGUUCUUGGAUGCCUCUGCCAAAGCUUUUGCCAAAUCAGAGGAUGACUACAUGUUGAUGGUCAUUAUCAGAGGAGCUUCAUGAAAAAAAAAAAAUAUAUAAAUGUCUUUUGUUACAUUCAUGAACUGUUAAACUGUGAGUUGUUAAAACAGGGAGAAGUAAUGAUAACAAGGCAGAGUAACAGUUAGCUCCUUGUACAUCCUGUUGAAGGUUUAUGGAAAUGAAAAUCACAUUGAAUUGAACACAUUUUUUGGUAAAUUGAUGAAUUUGAUUAUCAAUACAUGUGACCUCUAGUAUCAGUAAUCAGAUACAGGUACAUUACUUGAAGGGUACUCUGCUUAAAGGAAAUCAGAGCAAGCUACAGUUCUGUGAAUCAAUACUAUAUGUUGCCUUAUCUCAUUUCAGAAGAUAUCUUUAUGUCCUUUCAUACAAUGCCUGCCUAUAAGGAAAUAUAAUUUAAGAUCAGAAGCAAAGUAUUUAGCCUUCAUUUUUAUCUGUACUCAUAGAUCAUAGAAUUAACUGGUCAUGUUUGUUGUACUGUAAUGUUUGUACAGCUAGCCUAUGAUAGAAUUGAAUCAAACUCUUGUACAUAGAAAAUUCUCUCGAUUAAGGAAAUAUAUCUAUUUGCUCCAAAGCUUUACCCAUCGCUCAUUAAAAGGCGUACUCCAGAUGUGAGUUGGUAUUAGUUUCUGCUGACUGAGUAAACAUUUUGAUUACUUUCUAAUUCAAAUUUAAUUCUGACAAAGUUUCUAUUUUUGUCAGUUUUGGCGAGUCUUGCUUAAAUAUCAAGACAUUUUUUUGUACUUUUUACUUUUGGGUAUAUUAAAAUACAAACAUUUGAGCCUUAGGGGUUACAGUGAAAUACAUUAUAUCAAUAUCAAUUCUCCUUUCUGAGCCACAUCUGGAGGUUAUGUGACAUUACGAGGUGAAAUGCAGUUCUGCUUGUCUGUUUUUCAGCACUGGUACAUUUAUGUAGGGGUGGACACAAGCAGCAAGUUCCCGUACAUUAUAAUGCAGUUUGAUACAACAAGAAAACAGAGAAUUCAGCCUUUAUACAGAUAUUAUGUUUAAUUUUUGUUCAAAUGUUAGAGGGAAGACUCUGAGCUCUGUAUCGAACUGCAUUAUGUUAUUACCAAAUAUUGAGAGCUGAUUGUUUUCAUUGUUGUUUAAGUUUCUUUUCUUGAUUAAUAGACUGAAUAUUUGGUCUAUAAAACAACAGAAAAUGCUCACAAAUAUACAUAUUUACCAAAAGCAUUUCAUGGGCUAUUAACUCUGAAUUUAAGAAGCUGCAACCAUCAAGUCUUUUGUGGAUUUGCUUGAAAAUGGACUUAUUUUGUGAUUAACCAAUUAUCGGUAUUUACUGCCUUUCAAAUAUCUGUCAAUAGUCAAUCAUUUCAAUUCUAAAUAAUAUUUCCAUCGAGUUAAAUCAGCUCCACUUAGCCAAAACAAAACACACAUACAGGGGUUGCUUUUGUGUUCGUCCUGUUUAUAUUGUACUUUUAUUGGCAUCGUAUUCAGUUUGGUAUAACAGUAAUUGGUUGAUACAAUGACUAACUUUUCUAAUGCCGUAAUUCACUAAGUACAAUAACUACCCCAACAAAGCAUGUACUGUUAAAAGAAGAUGAUGUAACCUAUAAAUUAAGAGUUGUAUGUAUGCCGUGCUCAUCUCUAAUAACUGAUCAGAGGUCUGCAACUCGAAAAUAUUGUUGUGCUGUCAGCGGACUGUGAUAAAACCCUGUGAAUGAAUUGGAGGAGUGAAGGCCGCUUCACACUGGCCCCACGCCUCCCCCUGAAAGGACUGUCAAUUAUGUUUUUCAUGCUUUUGAUUUGACUUUCUGUGUUUUCAAAUGGAGAAAAGAUUUGUAUACUCAGGAUAUCUGGAGAGAGAAAUGGAGAACAUCAGUGCUCAUGGGCCUAAGAAGUAUACCUGUCAGAAAAAAAAACACAAAGUGCAACACGCACUUGAUUUUGUCUCAAUAAAUUUACUCUUUCGUGGGAAACACAAGUGCCUCGGAAGACAACUUUUGUGACCUUUUCUGUUCUUGGAAUUGUCUAUCAAACUAUCACUUUGACAGCAGGAGACUUCCCAGCAGAGAGGAGAGGAAGUGUGAGAAUCAGCCUCUCAGUUCUGUGUUUUCAUUCUGUUGAUCAUCAUUGUGUUGAAUGACCUUUGUGACCUUCAUUCAGAUUGAAAUUUGGCCAUACUAGAAUACUUUUUUUUUUCAGUCCGUCUGCAAAGGCAAAUCUAGAGUCACUGUGUCUCUUCAGAUGUGUGGCUUAUUCCACAGUCACCUCUGGCCUGUGUGACCGGAGGUGUGGCUGUGUUCAUCCUUCUGGCUGGCUGAGGUUGUCUCCAUCUCGACAGCCUGUCGGCGGAGGCUCGGCAGCGUUCAAAGACCCUCUCCUGGUCUUCUCUCUCAUCAGACUCCAGCAGUGUUGGUUCAGCACCUGCAGCAGCUGGAAAAGGAGAGAAGUGUGUGUGUAGUUGCUUAUUGGUUCUUGCAUUGGAGUUUUGAAUGAAGAUCUCUGCUAGGGCCAAACUUCACGCUUGUCUCGCCCUGUGUCGGGGAAGAGGUCGAGACAGUGUCGGCUUUAUUUUCCAUAAAAUGGGAAGGAAACGCAACAACAGGAGACAAAAGAAUCCUAAUCAUUAGUUGAUGUGUUCAUCUGAUUUACACACUUUUAAAAGAUUCUGUGCCAAACUGAAUAUGAAAGAAAAUGAAGAGUUUCCUGCAAUCAGUGCAGCAGGAUGUGUAUCAUCAAGAUGGUGCCUCUCCGAACAAAAAGGGACCGGAGGAGCUUCCCUGGGUGUCCACACGGUGCCAUGGCUGGGAUUCAAGCUUUCCUGGAGCUGUUUGGUGUUAACAGUGUUGCCCUGCACAGCUGCAAAGUCUUCAGAUGGCUUAAACUACUGACCUUGGUACGUAUUACAAUGUUUGAGACUGCUAUAAAGCAUACUAGGCCCAAUUUUAAAAGCUGUUUUAAAGGUUGAAAAGCAACAAAAACUACAAAAUCCAAUGUCACUCAAUCAAAUUCCAAACUACUGCAUACACUGCCCAGUCAAUGUCGAGACAGCCUGAGAUGUAUAUUUGAAAAAAAAAA